Dermacentor andersoni is the source of this 7699-nucleotide messenger RNA. RefSeq names its product dehydrogenase/reductase SDR family member 12-like. Lineage: Eukaryota; Metazoa; Arthropoda; Arachnida; Ixodida; Ixodidae. The record is from RefSeq and is a predicted model, not a curated record.
UUGAGAGGUGGAAUCAAGUUUGAAACACAAUUAUAAACGUUUGAUAAAAGGUAAUAUUUGUUGAAGACUUAUAGCUGGCACUAGUGGCCUUUGAAAAGAUAAACAAUAUAGGUUGUAAAAUGACACUUAGUGCAGAAAUAAAUAAUGGUGAAUUCGGCAAAUCGCACCGGUGCGAACUGGGGCGCGCCAAUGCGCCCUUUCAUCCAAUCGUCGUCGCCCCGGUGCGCGCCAGUGGGAUUUGCAGAAUUCGCCAUGAGAUACGUACAUGACACUAGUGAAUCCCUGUACAGUACAGUUAAGCAAGAAAUAAGAAAAAUGGCAAAAGUGAAAGGUGAAGUCCAACUGAAAUAUGUAAUAAAUUGCAAUAUGCGCAGGGAAAAGGAAAUUACUGGUUUAGGAUCUUAAACCACAAGGUUUCUUCUACAGAGCGAAGGGCCAAUGCAUUUCGUCGGACACAUUCAAAAUUAAUAUCUCGGAACUGGUGAUGUCCAGAGAAUGCUAUAAUUCGUAGAUUGAAAUAUGUGGCGUAAAUUAAUUCCUUAAAAAGUUGAUUUGCGUAAUUACGUUAAUUAUUCAAUUGAAAAUUUUGAGUUCUCGUAGAAGUAAUGGCCGUCUCGUUGAGUAAUUUAGAUAAAGGUUCAGAGUUGUGCUAUCUUCCAUAGGCAUCCUUUAAUAUACUUGGUGCAGCUAAAAAAAAAAAAAAAAAAAAAAAACCCAACUCCACUCUGUAUAUGGAAGAGCAGACCAAAGUUGGACCGCUCUGAAGCUGUACAGUUCACUCGCUGACUAUCAAAAUGUCUCAUUUCCUCUAAAAAAAAAUUUUUUUCUCUAAUUUGCACCAAGAAAGUUUGCCUUCGCUUAUAUUUAAGAGGCGUUGAACCGUUUGAACGGUUAUGGAACCACACAUAUAUUGACUCGAUGGUACAUUCACUCCGACCUGAAGCGCAUCUAAUACGUCAAGCAUACUCAAGUUAAAGUUCUAUAUGAAAGUUCUGAACCGCUGCGCAAGCGAUGCGGUCUAUGCGGUCUUUUGGCACGACGACUGCAUUCUGUUCUUAUUAGAACACCAUGGGGCAGGCUCGCGGUUUACGGCCGCCGAACGUGACAUUCCUGAAGAUAUGCGGCUCCGAAGCAAGUACAUGGUGCUGUUUCCGCCGCUGCUGCCUAGCCACGUGUCUACUUCCCUACUUCUCUCCCACAUUUGCAUCACGUAGCGGGUUUCAUUUAGCAAUCUGGCUACCAUGAGCCUGGCUUAAAGCCGUCUGCUGUUGGACGGAUGGCACGGAGAUAUGCGAACUCUUGAGACAAGUGUAGUUUGCAGCGUCUGUGCAGCUGUCGCUCACUACUGGCCUAUUUUGUACUCAUAGUUACUUGUAGUCAACUAUGACGUCCCUCUACAGGAACGUAUUUUGGUUUGCGAAGGGCAUGAAAGAGUACAGCAGGAGCGGGUUUCGGUCUGCUUGCCGAACGUUCAACCUCCCAGACUUGGACGUUGAUUGCACCGGUAAAGUUUUCAUGAUUACCGGUGCCACGGGUACGCUUGGGAAGGUUGUUGCUAUCCAACUUGCGCAAAAAGGUGGUACAGUGCACAUCGUAUGCAGAGAUGAAGAGAAGGCAGAAGUUUUGAGGAAAACAAUCACUGACAUAACAGAAAAUGAGAAUACAGUUGUUGUGCACAUAGUGGACAUGUCUCGCCCCCAGGAUGUCUUCAGUUUUGCAAAAAAAUUUAAGCAAGACCAUGAAAUCUUGCAUGUUCUGGUGAACUGUGCUUCAACAAUCACACAAAACAGGGAAAUUGGGGAUGAUGGUCUUGAAAAAACCUUUGCCACAAACACACUUGGUGUCCAUGUCCUGAUCACCAACCUCAUUCCUUUGUUGAACCAGAGCUGUGAGCCACGAGUGGUGCUGGUCACCUGUGGAAGCCUGCUGAUGCAGCGGCUGGACCCAGUGGAUCUUCAGUUCGAGUGCAUGUUCCCUUUCAAUGGGCUGGCAGCCUUCACACAGACUAAACGUCACCAGGCUGUGCUGGUGGAACACUAUGCUGAGACUUACCCAGGCAUCCACUUCUCAGCCAUGCACCCAGGCUGGCUUGAACCCCAGGGGGUCAAGGAUGCUGUUCCGAAACUGCUGCGUAAAGUCUCUGUACGGUGCCGUUCGGUGGAGGAAGCAGCAGACACAAUUCUGUGGCUGGCCAUCUCGCAAGCAGCCCUCAAACACUCAAGCGGCAUGUUCUUUCAAGAUAGGAGGACAACUUGCCCCCACCUUCCCUUUGGCAAGACAAAGACAAGCUUGGAUGAUGAGAAGUUCUUUAUGAGGAACUUAGAAGACUUUGUUAACAAGUUGGGGCUCUCUUAGCCUCUACACAAUAAGCAACCACAAAAGUGGUAUGCCUGUAACCGCUACGGCAGCUUUGGUGCCCGACUUACUUAGCCGCCCUUUCAUGUGCUCAAGGAUGUCCCUGGCUGGUUUCUGCUACAGAAGGUGACUAGGUACAGUUUUCAUGUUCAAGCAAUUCUUGUACCUGGUAUAACUGUUGCAAUUUCUAUGCAUUUUGUGUAAGUUUUCAGUGUCUUAAAAGCUGUGUGUGUAUGCAACUUUCCAGAUAGGCUUUUUAUGUUAAAAAGAUGAAACUGUAUACUGUAUACUGUGUGAUCCAAGUAGAAUAAUUUAUUAGUGCAUCAUAUGUGCAGUCAGAAUGAAAGUAAGUCUGCGAAAGUUCCCACCUGUUCAGCAGUUCAAUGCCAGAAGAAAUGCCAUUUCCUUGAUGUAUAUUAAACUGUAGAGAUGCUUUUUUUUUCCUCUGUGCUUUAGUACUUUUUCUAAAAAUGAGCUUCUGCUGUGUUGACAUAAUUUUGUAAAUUUAUGUGUACUCAGAAAUGUCCAGUGAGUAUAUUAAUAUGCUAUGUAAGCACCUACUUCAGUUAUAUCUGUGUUCAAGAUCUUUCCUCAAACAGCAGUUAUUGUUUAAAUGCUCAGUGUCUUCAUAGACAUAUUUAUUGGUGAUAAAGACCACUACUUGUGAUGUUAAAAUGCAUAUAAAGGCUACACUUUAAAUGUGUGUGUAUAUAUGUGUGUUUGGUGUCCUGUGGUAUGCAAAUGCAUUGGUAUUGUUACAUGUACAAUUUUCUCCUUCUUUAUUCCGGUCACAACUGCAAUAGAAAAAAAAAUGCAUUGUUACCACUGAAGGACUCUGCAGUCUUUAUGAACUGCAACGAAGGAGAUGCCAUUUCUGUGUGAACUUGUGCUGCAUUGCAUAACUAUGCACAAAUGAGAUUCUUUGUGUCACAACAUAUAACACAUAAUUUUUAGGACACUAUUUUCCUGCAACUCAUCUCUAAACAAUCCUGGAGUGAAUUUGCUGUGCGAACGCCAAACAAAACUGGUUUAUGAAAAUAAAAAAUAAGUUGCAGUUUUGCCAGAAAAGCGAAGCAUUGAUUGCGAUAGCAAAUUAGCAGACAGCCAUACAAAGUAAGGAUAGCUCUUUUAUUGGCCACAUCAUCUUGUGAAUCUGCUUGCUAACUAUACUAACAAGCAUAGUGUCAGUUCGCACAGCAAACAAAAACACAUCACACUCGAUAACCGUGGACACUUGCUGUCGAAACGCUGUCGUGAGCAAGUGCGGCAGCAACAGCGAGUGAAGUGAGCUUCGUGCAGCCGCUCACCUAAACGCUAAGUGGCGAAAACAAAGCGCAGUGGGACUCUGUAUCCGUCGCUGAUGGCUUUCAAAAUACAGUGGCCCGGCCGGGCAUGCGCGGCCUGCCGCAGCGAUGGUGACACCGACAGCAGAAAUGCGCCUGGAGUGUCCACGUCAUUGCUGUCACAAUAAAAUGAGCCAGCUGAAUCUGGCACUGGCAAACUGGCAGUGCUUUUUAGUAUACAAGAUAUGCAGCCCGUGUUGAAAGUAUGAGUAAAUGGUUGUUUGAAAUGCCUUUUGUAAGGGAUGAAUUUGUAAUACAGUAGCAGCAAGUAAAAGAAAAUGAAUGUGACACAAUUAUUGGUUGUUUAGUUUUACACUUCAGUACAUUUUUUAAAUGGGUGCUGCAGCAAUUUUCACGAAUGGUGAAUGUCUGAGGCUAUGGAGAAGGCACCCUCCUCACAAAUUUGUUCCAACAAAAAGUUUUUUUGAUGCGUCUUGCAUGAAUGCAGUUCCAGUAAUCAAAUGCUGCCAAUGCAACACUCUUGUGGCCUUUCCCUGCUUAUUCAUCAUUCCAACUGAGCUGCCAUGGCUAUGCAGAACUAGGCCCCACGUGCUCUGUCCAGCGUCGAGCCACGCUUUUUUUUUUUUUUUAUUGACCUCAAGAUUGUGUAGUGUGAACCUGUUAUGCUGACUAAUCUAUGAUGUCACAGCGGUUAUGCAGUGCUGGUAUUCUCCACCACCAGAUGGCACCACUCUCCUUUGUUUAUUUAUUGAAUGUAUGUAUACAUUGAUUUGUUUACAUUUUAAUUUUGUCCUUUUUUCCUCUGAUGCCUAGGGUACUGUGUCAUAGCCUGCCUGCCCAUCCUAAGGGCAAAGUGACACAUCAUCCCGAGAUAUCUCUCUUUGCCUUUGCUGAAGGCACUGCUUAGUUGUGGUGUCUAAAAGAAUCCAGCAAAUGGCCAUCAUGAUUAAAAGCACAUAGAAACAUACACAGAAAGCAGCAGGGAUUUCAGCAAUUUAAAGGAAAAAGCAGGUGCUCGCUUUGAGUGAAAUUGUGGCUCCCUGCUGCAAGGAUUGCAAUAAUAGGCUUAUACCUAUAUUCAUGACAGCAUCGUCUAGUGACCAACCAUAUUUUUUUAACCAUGUUCAGAAAGUGUUGCAGGACCCAUUCCUUGGGAGCCCUUAAUCAUACAAAAGUGCGAAGAAGCAUUUUUCUUUGUACUCAAAUGGUUACACACCGCACAGAUCAAGAAAAUAUAUUAUUGUGUAGGGUACAUAUGUCCUAUAUAUUCCAAGGAAAUUAUAAAAAAAUUUAAGGGUAUUCAAAUAGUGAAAGUUACAAGUCACUUAAAUAUUGAGAAAAAUGACACUUGUUUAUUGAAUUGUCUUAUUUCUAAACAAACUAAAAGUUUAAGGUUACAAGAGUCCCUUUAAGUAAGAAAAGGCUUAGUUACAUCAUUUCAUGCAUGUAAAUGUCAUUCACAACUGGACGACCAGUCUAUUGUGGAACUUGUAAAUCGGUCACAAUUUGAAAGCAAUCAAAUCUGGUGCACCAUGACCGUGACAGUAAUAAUAUAAAGGAACGGCCGGCAUAUCACCAAAUGUGGGUAGAAAUAUUAUGUUAUGUUCCUUGAAGGAGUUAAAGGAAAUACUACGCAGCACAGCAAGUCGUUUUAAAAGGACACAAACACUGACACUGGCUAAAAUACCACUGCCCCUUCCAGUCUGUGAAGAUGGUCAAACAGCAAAGCUGUGUUUGUUACAUCGAGUGUUACACCAUGCAAGUCAAACUUUGCAAGCAGUCUAUAUUGUAAACCUUUUGUUUCACCAUUCUUUCACCUCAUUUUUGCUUUUGCGUGCUUUGCGUGGUGAGCAUGCUUUAGGAGUGCUCUGUUUUGCAAUUCUCCCAGUGUUUUUUUUUCACGUGAGGUUUCUGUCUGUGUUUUGCCGUGCUUUUUUUUUUUUUUCGUGUGCAAGUUGCUCUGCCCCUUUUUUGCCCUGGCGCUCGCAGUAGGCAGCUUCUUCCUCAGGAGUAUGCACUACUCGUGGUCUUGCUAUAGUUGUAGCUACCCGCCAUGGUUGCUCAGUGGCUAUGGUGUUGGGCUGCUGAGCACGAGGUCGCGGGUUCGAAUCCCGGCCACGGCGGCCGCAUUUCGAUGGGGGCGAAAUGCGAAAACACCCGUGUACUUAGAUUUAGGCGCACGUUAAAGAACCCCAGGUGGUCGAAAUUUCUGGAGUCCUCCACUACAGCGUGCCUCAUAAUCAGAAAGUGGUUUUGGCAUGUUAAACCCCAUAAUUAAAUUUUUUUUUUAAUAGUUGUAGCUGGGAUGGAAUGUGCGGAACCACUAAUCCAAAGCUCCGUAUAUUGGGCACAAAACCCACCCACUGAAGAUGCAGGCGCUGCAAUUGUUUUGUCCAUUGGUUGGAUUGGUUUGACGAUUGACAUGGAUGCUAGGACUUCUUGCUGGCACAAAAAGUGCCAGCAGCCACACACCCCUAGUGUCGCGUUUCAAUAGCUGGGCAUUGUUCAUUGGCCGCAAACCGCCAGCGUAAUGUUUGUUUCACGGCAGGGUGGAAUCACUCAUCGAUAAAUACGAUGCCGAUCUAGCUCGAUCAUCGAAAAUGUACCAUGUGACAACCGUAUAAGAUUCGUGUAUAAGAUAACAUUCUCGCAGGAGAAAAGGGGUCACCCCAUGGCAACCUAAAGCCCCUUAAACUUAGUAAAGUACUGCCACGCUUUGAAGAAUGCCGCCUCCUCCUCACGCGCUCUGGAAGAGGUCGACGCCGCGUCGCUAUUGGCCUAAUAGCAUCACGUGGGCCUUCGCGCCGUGCAUCAGCGCCAUUUUUGCUUGAGAAGCGUCUACGGAGUGGUGAGAAGCGCAUGUUGGCGCCGUUGCUACACUCGAGCAGUGUAGGCAGCGCCACGGUCGAGGAGGGAGCAUGAAAGAGAGGAGAAAUGAAUAGUGAAGGCAAAGGAGGAGAGUGUCACUACUUUACGAAAUUUAAGGGGCUUUACUCCAACCCUGUUCCCACUGUUGAGCUCUUUUCCUUCUCUCUCACUACGUCACGAGGCCCCUUUUUAGCGAAGUCCAAAGACGAUGGCACAGGGUUCGCAUAAACAGCUUUGCUGUAAAGAAAUUGAUUUCUUUGUCUAAAUCAAGACAACAGAUUAGUACAGACUGUCUAAAGACAAGGCAUUCUUGCUGAAUGACUGGAAAAUGUUGAAGGUAUGUUAACUUUUGCACACAUUCAUUUAAGAACCCACAACCUCCUGCUUUGGCUGCUGUAGGUUGCGAGUUCGAUUCCCACCGCCGCUGAGCACCCAAAGGUUCAGAUGGGCACAAGUGUACCCAGGCCUGGCGUUUGGAUUUUUUCAGGGGUGAUACGCUUGGAAAAGGAGCCCGAGCCCCGAAUUCCUGUAGAAAUCCUCGUGAGCACAAAAGAGAAAAGAUUCAAACAACAGAAUCAUUCGGAGCGGUCACUAUUUGAAUGAAUUUUUCUCUCUGUAAACUUUAAUUAAGAUGUUGCUCUUAUAUUCGAACAGAAACAAAUAUUCAACAAAUGUUAAUGAUGCAUUCUCAAAUCAAAUGGAAAAUAAUAUUUUAUUCGUAUUUGCUCAGGAGGUAUUGAUGGGCAAGUUGGUUGGCUAUUAUUGUUCUAUGGGCAGUGCAUUUGUUCAGACAUGGACAAACAUAAAAUCAAAUACAGCACUUGCGUUUGUGUGACAUAGUGUUCGUCCAUGUCUCUACAAUAUGCACUGCCUUUAGAACAAUGACGAUUCAUAUUGAACAUUCACACACCUCUAACAAAAAUAUAAGUUUACUUUAAAGUUACAUCAUGAAAGGAAGCAAUAGGAUAAAUAAAAACACGAUGUUGCAAUAUGCAAGGGCAUACUGACAAGUUGGCGCUUAAGCAAGGGGAAAAGAUACUUGUAGAUAACUGGACUUCGGUACAGCCUUAGAACUCUCUAGUCUCUCCAGAAAAGAUUGUGGUCUUUCGUAAACUAGUCUUUUGCAGAAAUGUAAGCAAAAAUAUAAAUAAUAAAAAGUAAAGUUUCAAGAA